CCUAAUCAUCUGGCGAGAUCUCUGCCCCGAGCGUUUCACCGCCUCCAGCACACACACACACACACACUCACACACACACACACACGCACGAGCGCACACAGACAUGGAGUUCAGCAUUCGCGCAGGCAACGUGGAAGACUGCAAGGACAUCGCGCGAAUGAUAGCGGAACUGACAGAAUUCGAUGGCAUGUCAGAUCAGCUGACACUGACUCAGAAAGAUUUGGAGCAAGACGGCUUCUCCAAGAAACCCUUCUUUCACGUGAUCGUGGCCGAGGUGCCUGAAAGCCACAAGUCCAGUGGCGGCCAUACAAAGAUCGGCUACGCUCUUUACUACUUCGCCUACAACUCACGCAAAGGCAGGACUGUUCACAUGGAUGACUUGUACGUGAUGGCGGAGUUCAGAGGAAAAGGCAUUGGUAAAGCGCUGAUGAGUAAAGUGACCCAGCUCAGCAUGGCUGCCGGCUGCAAGCAGCUGGACUUCAUCGUCAAGGACACAAACACGUCGGCCAUCGACUUCUACGCCAGGACGGGCUGCUUCGACGUGACCGAGCGCCACGGAUACCACCUGAUGCGCUGCGAGGGCGAGGCCAUGCAGAGCCUGGCACAGCCGUAGGCUCACCGGGUCGAACCGCACGGCAGGGAUCGCACUCGACACUUAUACACUCCUGCAGCUUCACUUUAGCUCCAGAUUCACGUCUUAUCGCCCGGUUUGAUUCGAGCAGCUUCUCUUUUCAGAAGCUUUAGCGGGAUAGUUUAACAUGACUGACGGCGUGUUGUAACUUAAAGUAGUAAUACAUAGUAUUUUGUUGCAUAAAUUCAACUUGAAUAAUGUCAUCUCAUGGUCAAUAUAUUGCGCACUUAUUCUAAAACUCUCACUUUCAUAUCAGUGACGUUUCUUCACAAAUAAACUGAGCUAUAAGCUCUUCACUACUGUUAGUUUCCUGAGUAACUGCUGAUUAGAUGCAUUUGUAGUUUUUAGAGCAAAUACUUUAAUUAUAUUUUGGAUUUUUUUUUUAUUGAUGAUCAAUCUCUAGUUGUAACUAUGCAUAUUAUGCGGUUAAGCAUCUAAUCAUUAAGUGGAUUGAAGUUUGGGAAACUUCCCCUCACAAUACACUUAAAGUAGCACUGAAACCUGUUUGGUGUUUCCCCCUUGUUUUUGCACUACAAUAAUCUACUUGUGUGUCUCCUAAGAAAUAGUUUUAGCUCUAAACGCAUAAAGAAAUUAAUCGAUGUAACUCGUGUUUCAUUGUUUGUUGCGAGACAGUGAAUUAUUGAUCGUUUAUCCCUUUAAUUGUACCUUUAAAAAGCAACCAAAGAGCCACGCUGGUUGUCGUCUUCCAGAUGAGGUUUGCUGUCAAAGCACAAACUGCUGGUGUUUCCUCUGUUUUCUCCUUCUGACGUGGUGAAACUCAGUGAGUCAUUUGGAAUCAACCAAAAGCCUGCCGGGAUGCAGCCAAGCUCUUCGGCCUGCUUUCAAAAAGAAACAGGCGAGAAUCAAACCGUGAUCCGUCUGGAGGGACCUUGGAGGCCGCUCAGUAGACUUCUUUGAACCUGUCCUGCUAAAAUGAAAGUGGCAUCACUUUGGUCUGGACUGCUGGUUUUUAUUCUGUCUGCUUUCUACCUAAACGGGGAAAAAGA
Salarias fasciatus (jewelled blenny) is the source of this 1638-nucleotide messenger RNA. Its product is annotated as diamine acetyltransferase 1-like. The record is from RefSeq and is a predicted model, not a curated record. Gene Ontology annotation, molecular function: N-acetyltransferase activity. Lineage: Eukaryota; Metazoa; Chordata; Actinopteri; Blenniiformes; Blenniidae. The coding region runs from base 104 to 613 and encodes 169 amino acids. The transcript is spliced from 6 exons.